This is a messenger RNA of Aspergillus ibericus CBS 121593, 1445 nucleotides long. RefSeq lists its product as uncharacterized. Gene Ontology annotation, molecular function: D-serine ammonia-lyase activity. Bases 66 to 1445 code for a protein of 459 amino acids. Gene Ontology annotation, biological process: D-serine catabolic process. The transcript has 2 exons. NCBI's taxonomy places the organism in Eukaryota, Fungi, Ascomycota, Eurotiomycetes, Eurotiales, Aspergillaceae. The record is from RefSeq and is a predicted model, not a curated record.
CCACCUUUAAUUCUGUAGGAUAACCAGCUUUCUCUACACGACAUAAAUUGAAAAUCAAACUCACCAUGGCCUCAAGCAUCCCCCUCCGCCCGCUCGCCUCCCAAUCGGAACUCCAAGCCUUCUACAUCGGAAAAGAUAUCAACGAUGUCCCCAAGCCAGCGGUCAUUCUCGACGUCGCCAUCAUCCGGCGUCACUGUGCAGCCAUGUUAGAGGCUACCAGAGAACUAGGCGUUGGAUUUCGCGCACAUGUUAAGACCCACAAGACGCCUCAAAUCGCCCACCUCCAAGUCGGCGACAUUCCAAACACCCCCGCCAACUUCGUCAUCUCCACCGUCUUGGAAGGCGAAACGCUUCUCCCUCUCUUCCAGGAGCUAUUCCGCGCCGGACGCCCAGUGAAUGUACUUUACGGCAUCCCGCUCGUCCCAUCGCAAGUGCCCCGUCUCGCCCAUCUCGCCAAACAAAUCGCCGCAGGCAGUAUCUCCGUGAUGAUCGAUCACCCGGACCAAAUCGACCAUCUGCGUGGAUUCCGCGACAUCGCGGGUUUCGCAGCGGGGGUAUUCCUCAAAGUAGAUUCAGGAUAUCACCGCGCAGGAUUACCCCCAGACGGGUUGAACAAGGGGGGACUAGUGGAGAAGAUCAUCACAAUGGAGAAAGAAGGUGUUAUUGAGCUGAUAGGAGUAUACUCCCAUAACAGUCUAAGUUACGCGGGAUCAACACUAGAGGAAGGGAUGCAGUUCCUAAGGGAGGAAAUCCUAGGAUGUCGAGAAGCCAUCAGACAACAUACACAUCUAUUGUCCGCGCGACAAGCCAAAGGCAAAGAAUUGGUGAUUAGCGUUGGGGCCACGCCGCAGGUCGUUUCAAUCAAGGGCCUCUUACAGGGUGGUGCGUUAAGUCCAUCGAGACACGAACUCAAGGCCUUAUUGCACCAAGAAGACUCGGACGACAUCGGCCGAAUCACAGUGGAAUUACACGCAGGCGUCUACCCCAUCCUGGACAUGCAACAACUCUCCACAAAUACGCAUACCGGCCCCGCGGAGGACGAAAUCGCCAUCUCCGUCGUCGCUGAAGUCUGCAGUGUGUACAACAACGCUGAGCGCUCAACUCCCGAGGCCUUAAUCGCCGCGGGCUCCUUAGCGCUAGGCCGCGAACCCUGCCCGUCGUAUCCGGGCUGGGGGGUGGUGUCGGAAUGGAGACGACCGAAGGGUCCGGGGCGGUUGAUUGUUCAACGGAUUAGCCAGGAACAUGCUAUUUUGGGGUGGGAGAAGGGGAAGGGGGGUGAGGAAGGGAUUCCACUACGGGUGGGACAAAGUGUGCGGAUCUUUCCGAACCAUGCGUGCGUGACGGGGGCGUUGUAUGGGUGGUAUUUGGUGGUGGAUUCGAGUCGGGAGGGAGAGGGAGAGGGGGAGAGGGUGGUGGAUGUGUGGACGAGGCCGACGGGGUGGUAA